Apodemus sylvaticus (European woodmouse) is the source of this 919-nucleotide messenger RNA. RefSeq names its product chromosome 21 C4orf51 homolog (gene C21H4orf51). Bases 1 to 627 code for a protein of 208 amino acids. NCBI's taxonomy places the organism in Eukaryota, Metazoa, Chordata, Mammalia, Rodentia, Muridae. The transcript has 6 exons. The record is from RefSeq and is a predicted model, not a curated record.
AUGUCCCACUUCUUGUACUUGGCCCCGGAAAUCCUGCUUCCCUUUAGCCCUCUCACUUCUACAGAGUUCGAGCUGAUCAGACGCAAGGCCCGAGAAUUGUGGCAGGAUGAGACGCGGUGGUCUGCUGCUUCCGUGACAACCUACUCAGGGAGUUACCGGGAAAAGCUACUGGAUGAGGCCGCCUGCAGCAGGGUGUCCCAGAGAGCAGGCCAGCCGCAGUUUGAAUGCAAACCAACACCAUUGCCAGGCGGCUCUGCCUGCAGCGCUCUACCCGGCCAGGCUGCUUCCCAGGAGGCCACAGAUGGCAAAGGACGACUCCCUGAUAUAACAAGCCCCUCCCGGGACAGCCCACUGAACAUCAAACACAAAGUGGCGCACCAGAUUUGGGGUCCUGAAGCCCCUUGUCCAACAUUUCUCGGUUACAGAAGUCUCCGUAUGUCCCCGUGUAUGCAGCCCAAAAGGCCAGGCUUUGCGCUUCUCACGAGUUACAGGAACAGAGGGAAGAGCCUGCUGAGACAGCUUCAGCGACAAUGGGAUUAUGGCAGCAAGACUGGCUCCUCAGAGGACUCAGAGACGGAUCGAUUCUCCUCCAAUACCAGUGGAAGCUCAGGGCGAAAAUUCAAGUGAUUUCAAGAAAGAAGCCGCAGACCUGGAACCCUACCUAGUUUCUGUGUUAAGCCACCGAGACAGUUCCAAGGAGGCUUUGGUGGGGUGUGCACACAGGGAAAACCUUGUUGGAAACUUGCCUGGGCUUCAUCCCUCCUUCUUGUCUCUGCGCGCGAGUGUGCAUGUGUGUGUGUUGAUGGGGAAGGGGGUUUGUCACAAACAUGAUUAAUGUUCCUUUACAUAAGUGGCCUGGCUCACAUUCUGCUUUAAGAACCUCACAAAUGAUAUAGCGUGACCUCCACCUUGGUGGGCU